This is a messenger RNA of Nyctereutes procyonoides (raccoon dog), 2664 nucleotides long. RefSeq names its product phospholipase A2 group V (gene PLA2G5). Gene Ontology annotation, molecular function: phospholipid binding; calcium ion binding. The coding region runs from base 1793 to 2209 and encodes 138 amino acids. Gene Ontology annotation, biological process: arachidonate secretion; negative regulation of T cell proliferation; phospholipid metabolic process. The record is from RefSeq and is a predicted model, not a curated record. NCBI's taxonomy places the organism in Eukaryota, Metazoa, Chordata, Mammalia, Carnivora, Canidae. The transcript is spliced from 5 exons.
GCAGGGUGCAGGGAGGGAGAAGGGCUGGGAGAGGAGGCCCCUGACCCCCCCCUCCGAGUCUCCCCCCAGAUGGAGGGGAGGUCUCUCGUAUGCCUGUUGUGCAGCGGGCUUGAUUCUGUCUGUCCCCUGUGGCCGGAGACCUGACCUGGGGGUCCUGGAGCAUGGAGGGGGGGCUCUGUCCCUCCAGGGACCCAGCCACUCCCGACCCCCACUCUUUCAUCUUCAGUUAGGCUGUCUGUCUCCACUCUCUCCACCUCCCAUGACCUCAGCCACCACUUUACUCCAAAAUUAUCUCGCCGCCGUGCUCAUUGCCCUCUGUGGUCGCUUGAUAAAAAUAGCCAAUCCCACAUCCUUCUCCUGGGGGCCGGCUCUGAGCUCCACCGAUGGGCCACUUUCCAGCCCCUAGGGCAGCUGUGUCCCUGCCUCUGUCACCUCCUCACUGAGACCUCUCUGCAAUCUUUCUCGGACCCCCCUUCCAUGCGGCCUCAUGCUGUUCCCUGCACCGACAGCCCCGGCCCAAGGUGCUCAGAAAUGUGCCUGGGAUUUUGGUUCGAUUCAGGCAGGUACGGUGAGGCCAGGAGCCGGUUGCCAUGGAGAAGACAGUCUGUGACUUACAGUCUCUGAGAGAAGGGGACACGCCACACAUGCGGGGUCACACCGUGCGGGGUCACACCGUGCGGGGCCACACGAGGAAGCACUGGGGUUGUUGAUCCAGAGGCGGAAGAAACUAGAGCAAGCUGUGCCCAGAGCCUCUCUUGUGUUUUCUGUGGGAAAGGCCAGGCAGGGGGCAAACAGCUUGGGCCUGGCCAGCUCAGAGGAUUUCCACAGACUCCAGGCUGCAGGGGUGGUGGGUUCCUAGGUCCCUAGCGGCCUGCUUCUGGCCCUGGGGUGAUUUAGGGCAGGGGAGAGAUUGACUGGGAGCAGGAGAGUUAGACAGGGGGGUUGGGGGGCGAGUUCGGGACUGGCUGGUUUGCACAUAUGAAAGCCUUGUCCCUGGGGAGUCUUGUUAUCGCUAGGAAUUAGCUACUCCUGGGAGGGGCUGUGUCUUCCCAGCACCCCCCUCAAAGGUCCCCAUGGGACAUCAAAGCCUCAUCAAAUAUGGAAAAGGUACCCCAGGAAUAGUACACAGGGGCUGGCAGUGGAGCAGAGUAGGUCCACAGCCCUGGGCUGCAGAGUUGGGCAGCUCACCUCCCCUUCCUCAGUUUCUCCAUCUGUGAGAUCAACAACUACCCUCCCCUCAUUCAACAAAUGAGUAUGGAAGGGGCAGACACGGUAGCAGCAGGUCUAACAACCGCCACCUGCCAGGGUGCCCGGCAGGCUUACAGAGACAGGGGACAGAUCCUGGCACACUGCGGGCGCCCGGGCGUGGCGGCUGGCCUCUUCCUCCUGUCGCGGCUCUGAGAAGAGGCCGGGAAUGACCGGUGUGGAAGGGGUAGGGUCUGGAGCCAUGUCCCCUGGCCGGUUGGAGCCCUCGAGGCGAGGCCACGGGUGGACAGAACCCUCAGGAAUGUUCUUGGAACUCAGAGGAGCUGCUGGACAAAGGGCGGCACGGAGAGGCCCGCCCGCAGCCGGAGCCCCGGGGAGCGGAGGUGCUGUGCUUGGAGCCAGGCUGCGGGGGUGCCAGGGGCUCGGGGCAGAGCGCCGCACGAGUGACCGCUGAACCCAGGGAUCAGAGACAGCCGGGCACUGACGGGGGAACCUUGGCAGACCAUCAGCCGCUGAGCAGCUGUGGAUAAACACGGACCUUGGGAUCCAGAGAGGGAAGGGAAGCAGACAGCGCCGAACCCCGGAGAUGAACGGCCUUCUCACACUAGCUUGGUUACUGGCUUGUUGUGUGCGUGCUGUGCCGGGAGGCUUGCUGGACCUCAAGUCCAUGAUUGAGAAGGUGACUGGGAAGACCGCCCUGACGAACUACGGCUUCUAUGGCUGCUACUGUGGCUGGGGCGGUCGGGGGACCCCCAAGGAUGGCACCGAUUGGUGCUGUUGGGUGCAUGAUCACUGCUACGGGCGGCUGGAGGAGAAAGGCUGCCACAUCCGGACACAGUCCUACAAAUACAGAUUUGCACGGGGACUGGUCACCUGUGAAUAUGGGCCCCUCUGCCAGAUGCAGCUCUGCACCUGUGACCGGAAGCUCGUCUACUGCCUCAAGAGGAACCUAAGAAGCUACAACCCUCGCUACCAAUACUUCCCCAACAUCCUCUGCUCCUAGUCGCCCUCGGAGCUCUUACUUGACCAGGACUUUUGCCCCCUUCUCUUACAACACGGAGCCCACCGACUCUGCUGGGUUCCUGCGAGAGGCCCCCAGUCUUGGCCACGGGGCUUGGGGGAGCCCCCUGGCCACACUUCACACUCCGCAGAGUUCCAGGAGAGUGACUCUGCUCGUAGGACCUGGUAAGGUCAGGGUCCCUGACCCCGACUCAUGAAGUCGGCCCCUCUGAUGCAGGGAGCUCGCCCCCAGCUCCAGGCCAGCUGUCCGCCCUUGGCCCCAAAGACAGCGCCCCUUCUCCAGGAAGAUGCAUUUACUUUUCAGUUUCAGCAGUCAGAUUAGCCCUAUACCCUCUAGUGAAUUUUUACUCAAGGUAAAAGCAACAUGGACCCCAUAUAGAUAUUAAAUAAAAUCUCUUCUUAAAUAAAACCACAUGGGCACUUGUCUCUGCUCUUGGG